Messenger RNA from Cercospora beticola, 2758 nucleotides. RefSeq names its product ubiquitin ligase complex subunit HRD3 (gene HRD3). Gene Ontology annotation, molecular function: protein binding. Gene Ontology annotation, cellular component: endoplasmic reticulum membrane. Gene Ontology annotation, biological process: ERAD pathway. Lineage: Eukaryota; Fungi; Ascomycota; Dothideomycetes; Mycosphaerellales; Mycosphaerellaceae. The record is from RefSeq and is a predicted model, not a curated record.
AAACAGCUGGCAACAACGACGCCGUACAGAACUGGGGCGAGCGAUGCGGUAGCCAUAAUCACCGCCUCUGACAGGCGAAACCGACAUCUGGUCCAAAAGCACUCACCCACCAUCGCCCAUCAUGCGGCGACCGGUUUUUCCAUUCUUGCUCUUAUUAUGCAUUUGCUUGGCCUUCACCUUCGCGCGAGACGUAAUAGCAGAGACCGACGAUAUCGACGAUCAACUGCGGCCACUGGAACGCGCUCGUCCGCUUACCAACUACAUCGAGGCAUUGAACGAUGAACAGGACAUUGUGGUGGAACAGCAACAUGAAUGGAGGAGCGAUGUGCUGGAAGCUGUGUCUCUCCUACGCAAAGUCAAGCCGCCGACCGGCUCCAAGCUGCAGCAAUUCGUUAGCAAGCCAAAAGGCUUCUUCGGAUAUGCCGUCUACUAUGCAAAAGAGGCCUUUGUCCUGCUGUUCAUGAAUGCGCCGAAGCACACGAAUCUUGUUACAACAGCCACUCGAGAGCAACCUGUUAAACUCGCCCAGCCACUUUCGAGAGCUAUCAAGAUGCUCGAGGAUGCAGCCAAAGACAACGACCCCGACGCCAUUUACCUGCUUGCCGAACUCAACUUUCAUGGAAACCACUCACACCCGAUCAACUACGACAUCGCUUUCACGAGAUACAAACAACUUGCAGACAUGAAUGGAAAUAGCACUGCGCAAUACAUGGUUGGAUUCAUCUAUGCAACGGGUUUGGCACCAUCUGUACCCAUGGAUCAGGCAAAGAGCAUGCUAUACCACACGUUCGCUGCAGAACAGGGAAACACGCGGUCGCAGAUGACACUUGGAUACAGACACAUGUCGGGGAUAGCAACACCGAAGAAUUGCGAAGAGGCAGUACUUUGGUACAAGAAGGUGGCAGACAAAGCUGUUCGCUACUAUCGUUCCGGACCACCUGGAGGACAUUCCCUGGUCAGAGAUGCUUGGAGAAUAGCAGACGAGGAAGGCGGUGUCUACGGCGAAGGAGCGAGCGUGGCAUCCGCCGGACAAAACGCAAAGCAGGGUGGCCCGACCAGUGAUGCCUACGCAGAUGUGGAAGACGUGCUGGAGUACCUACACCUUCAAUCCUCGAAGGGUGACCUUAAGGCGACAUUCGGACUAGCCAGGCUUCACUACGAUGGUACACGAGGCUUGAAGCGUGAUCCGAAAGUGGCAAAGCAGUACUUCAUGGACGUCGCUCGCGAAUACUGGACCGCAAACAACAAGGUCAAGAAAGAUGUGUCUCACAGCACAGAACGACUCGCCAGUAAGGCUGCCGGUUAUUUGGGGCGAAUGUUCCUCCGCGGCGAAGGCACUAAGCAGGACUUUGCAAAGGCCAAGGUGUGGUUCAAUCGCGGGCUGGCUAAUGGCGAUGCACUUUGCCAGUACAUGCUAGGAGUGAUGUACUUUGAAGGCUACGGCGUGGAGCAGAAUGUUGUGAAAGCCGCAGACCUCUUCUCCGCGGCUGCGGACCAGGACCUCGCGGUUGCUCAAACGCAUCUUGGGACCAUCUUCCUUGACCAAGGCGAUACCACAGUAGCAGCGAAAUACUUCGAGUUGGCUGCAAGAAAUAGUCACAUCGAGGCAUUCUACUAUCUCGCCGAGAUGAAUCACAAGGGCAUUGGCCGUGAUAAGUCUUGCGGUAGCGCGGCCGUGUACUACAAGAUUGUUGUCGAGAAGGCUGAGGCCAUCUGGAGUGGUCUCAGCGAAGCAGUUGAAGCAUAUGAUGACGGCGAGCUGGGCAAAGCCUUCAUGCCAUAUCUUAUGGCUGCAGAGCAGGGCAGCGAGAAUUCUCAAGCUAACGUAGCAUGGUUACUUGAUCAAUCUCAGACGAAGCCGCGAUGGAGCCCACUCAACUGGCUCUCGUCGUCAGCCAGUAACACCAAGCAAGCGAUUGGAGACGCUGCACUUGCUCUCAUUCACUGGACUAGAUCUGCGAAGCAGCAGAACAUCGAUGCUCUUGUCAAGAUGGGCGACUAUUAUCUAGCGGGCCUCGGAACUGCUGUCUCAGCUGAGAAAGCCGCACAGUGCUAUCAAGCUGCGGCGGAAACGCUUCAGUCCGCGCAAGCCAUGUGGAACCUGGGUUGGAUGCACGAGAACGGCAUCGGCAUUGAGCAAGACUUCCACCUCGCCAAGCGUUUCUAUGAUCAAGCACUGGAAACAAAUCGCGAAGCAUACCUACCUGUCAAACUCAGCCUGUUCAAACUUCGAUGGCGUUCAUGGUGGAACGGCAUAACAGGCGGCACUGUGCACGGCAUUGAAGAUGAACAGCAGACGAAGAAGAGGAGAAGUUUCGCGGAAUGGCUCAACGACUUUCUUGAGGCAGAUGCUGCUUACUACCAAGAUUACGAAGGUUACGAGGCAGAUGACUGGGACGGCACAGAGCCGAUGCCAGGUGGAGACGAGUACUGGGAUGCAGAUGGCGAGCUCGACGACGAUAUUCUAGAGACGCUCCUUAUUGGUGGCCUUCUCGCGGCUCUGGCAGGACUCUUCUGGUAUCGGCAACAGCGUGCUCGAGAAAUCGAACGCCGGCGAAGAGAAGCUGCAGCAGCAGCGCAACAGCCACCUCAGCAAGAUGCUCAGCAUGAAGAUCAGCAGCAACAGCCUGAAGAUAGAGGGUUGUUUCCACCGCCUGGAGAUCCGAAUUGGAAUAAUUGGGUUGCGGGUGGGAUAGGUCAUUAGCUUUUAUACUGAAAUACGAAGUAGCGAUUGUACAGUGAUACGUUUGAUGAUCCG